UAAUGUAAUAAGUAAUUCCAGCACCCAGAGUUUAAGUAACAUAACCAUAUGCAGGCUAAAAACCAGGUACUUCAGGCUUACGUAAGAAGGUGAGUGAAGCAACUUAACCAAACUAUUUAGAGAACUUUGUGCAAAGCAUUUUCAAUACAUUACGCAAAGAUGAAUUAAAGCGUAUCCAAUAAUAGUAAUUUUAUUUAGCAAGAAAUGUUCUAUUUGUUGGUGGAGAUGGAAGAUACUUUAAUAGAUAAGCUAUUUUCUAAAUAAUUCGUUUAGCUUAUGCAAAUGAUAUAAGUGAAGUGCAUGUUGGUUAAGCAGGUUUAAUGUCUACUCCUGCCUCUUCACAUUAUAUUCGUAAAGUAAAUGAAGAAGUUGGAAAUUGCAUUGGAGGAAUAAUUCUCACUGCUUCUCAUAAUCCAGGUGGUAAAGAACAUGGAGAUUUUGGAAUCAAAUUUAAUGUAAGAACAGGUGCUCCUGCUCCAGAAGAUUUUACUGAUUAAAUCUAUACAGUAAUUAUAUUUAUUUAUAUAUAUUAGCAUACAACUAAAAUAAAAGAAUAUUUAACAGUAGAUUAUGAUUUCGAGAAAUAUAUAAAUUUAGAUUAAAUUGGUGUUUACAAAUUUGAAGGCACUAGAUUAGAAAAAUAACAUUUUGAAUUUAAAGUAGUUGAUACAGUUUAAGAUUAUACUUAAUUGAUGUAAAAACUUUUUGAUUUUGAUUUGCUUAAAGGAUUAUUUUCAAAUAAAGGUAAAAUUAAUUUAAUAUUAAAUAAAAAGAUUUUUCAUUUAGAUUUGAUGGAAUGCAUGGUGUUGCUGGACCUUAUGCUAAACAUAUUUUUGGAACUUUAUUAGGAUGUUCAAAGGAAUCUCUAUUAAAUUGUGAUCCAUCAGAAGAUUUUGGAGGUGGUCAUCCAGAUCCAAAUUUAACUUAUGCUCAUGAUUUAGUUGAAUUAUUAGAUAUUCAUAAGAAAAAGGAUAUAAAUACAGUUCCAUAAUUUGGAGCUGCAUGUGAUGGAGAUGCAGAUAGAAAUAUGAUAUUAGGUAAAUAAUUCUUUGUAACACCUUCUGAUUCCUUAGCAAUUUUAGCUGCUAAUGCUAAUUUAAUAUUUAAAAAUGGUUUAUUAGGAGCAGCUAGAUCAAUGCCAACUUCAGGUGCUUUAGAUAAGGUAGCAAAUAAAAAUGGAAUUAAAUUAUUUGAAACACCUACAGGUUGGAAAUUUUUUGGAAAUUUAAUGGAUGCAGGAUUAAUAAAUUUAUGUGGUGAGGAAAGUUUUGGAACAGGAUCUAAUCAUAUUAGAGAAAAAGAUGGAAUUUGGGCAGUUUUAGCAUGGUUGACUAUUUUGGCAUAUAAAAAUAAAGAUUCUGAUCAUUUUGUCACUGUUGAAGAAAUAGUUACUUAAUAUUGGUAAUAAUAUGGUAGAAACUAUUAUUCAAGAUAUGAUUAUGAAUAAGUUGAUUCAGCAGGUGCUAAUAAAAUGAUGGAACAUUUAAAAACAAAAUUCUAAUAUUUUGAAGUAUUUAUUAUAUUUUAAUAUAGUAAUUGAAAGAAGGAAAUAAAGCAGAUAUUUAUGAUUAUGUUGAUCCUGUUGAUCAAUCUGUAUCAAAAAAUCAAGGUGUAAGAUUUGUUUUUGGAGAUGGAUCUAGAAUUGUAUUUAGAUUAAGUGGAACUGGAUCUGUAGGUGCAACUAUUAGAAUCUAUUUUGAAUAAUUUGAAUAAUUGGAUAUUAAACAUGAAACAGCUACUGCAUUAGCCAAUAUUAUUAAACUUGGAUUAGAAAUUAGUGAUAUUGCUUAAUUCACAGGAAGAAAUGAACCAACUGUCAUAACUUGAAC
Paramecium pentaurelia is the source of this 1829-nucleotide messenger RNA. The record is from the annotation of a GenBank genome assembly. NCBI's taxonomy places the organism in Eukaryota, Ciliophora, Oligohymenophorea, Peniculida, Parameciidae.